AUCACAGCUGCUAUUGUGAGUGGCAAAACAAAGGGAAUUCUUUCCAACUAUAUAAUAAUUUCUCCUCUGUUAGGGCUUGGCUAAGAUCAGGAGUGAAGCAGGUGGGUUGGCCUCACACGAAGCAAUGGGCAGCUUGGCGGCCACUUCAUGGCCUCCUCUCUCCUUCUCACUCCUUCCCGGUUCGCUCACCACCGGCAGCCGAGGAACAAGAGCUUCUUCUCGGGUAAGGCUAAGGAUCGGCGGACCGGUGGCUUACAUGGAGAGAAGCCCAAACUCACUAACAGGAUUCGCGAGCAAGCUGAUCGGGUCUCUGCCGAUUGUGGGCCUUCUAGCCAGAAUUGUUAAUGACGAGGGAGGUGUUGGAGACGACCUGAUAGACUUCGCCGAGUUUCGGCGACGGGUGGGGAAAAAGUGCAGCAUUACUGAUUCUCGCGCCUUCAAUGAGUUUAAAGACCGCCGCGGCCGGGCCGGGGAUCCAUUUUAUGUCCUUUUGUGCUGUUGGUUGGCUGCUAUUGGUGCUGGUCUUCUGAAGUCCGAAGAGAUCUUGGAAGGGGUAGCUAGACUUCGCAUUUCCAAUGAUAUUGAAUUUGAAGAAGAGACUUUUCUUGCAACUAUGAAAGCUGCUAGAGAGAAAAGGGCAAAGAUGAAGGCAGCUGCCCCCGAAAUUCCGAUUGAAAUUCGAGUGGAGAAGGCUUUCGAAGCUAUCUAUGUUUGCUGUUUUGGUAAAGAUCCUAUCGAAGAAGAGGAUAUUAUGCUGCUCUGUAUCAUGCUCAAUGCGGUAUUCCCUUCCGUUGGGAGAUCAGCGAUAGACAGAGUAGUAAAUUCGGUAGCAAACGAAAUAGCUAAGGGUAAUCGAGCUAAUUUUUCAGAGCUGAAGCCAUUACCCAAAGAGGCUGUGGAGCGGCAAAUGAAGGAUUUGGAGUUUCUUAGGCAAGGAAGUGAGGAAUCCAGUUGACACCACGUUGUGCAGUAUUCAUUUUUCCACUUCUUAUUGUAUAAUGCACAAGAAAGAGGAAAUAUGUUGACGCCAAUCUUGUGAAUACUCUUCAUUCUCUAGUGCUGUUGAUCUUCUUUAAA
This is a messenger RNA of Dendrobium catenatum, 1077 nucleotides long. RefSeq names its product photosystem I assembly factor PSA3, chloroplastic. The record is from RefSeq and is a predicted model, not a curated record. The transcript is spliced from 3 exons. Lineage: Eukaryota; Viridiplantae; Streptophyta; Magnoliopsida; Asparagales; Orchidaceae. Bases 125 to 955 code for a protein of 276 amino acids. Gene Ontology annotation, biological process: photosystem I assembly.